This is a messenger RNA of Lasiosphaeria miniovina, 612 nucleotides long. RefSeq names its product ankyrin repeat-containing protein. Bases 1 to 612 code for a protein of 203 amino acids. The record is from RefSeq and is a predicted model, not a curated record. Lineage: Eukaryota; Fungi; Ascomycota; Sordariomycetes; Sordariales; Lasiosphaeriaceae. Gene Ontology annotation, molecular function: protein binding. The transcript has a single exon.
AUGGCACUGCUUCUCGAUCAGCGCGGCGCCGAAGUCAAGAUCACUGAAGAGGUGGUCAAGGCAGCAGCUAGGAACGAAUCUACGGGCUAUGAGGUGAUGGAACUGCUCCAUCGGACUACUGGUAUAAAAGUCACUGCUGGGGUGAUCGAGGCGGUCGCCACCAGUGGUCAGGAACAGGUCCUUCGUUUCCUCGACCAGCACUCUAGCAUUGGAAGUGAUAAAGAGAGCUGGUUCAAGAUCACACGCCUCUACAAUGCCGCCAAAACGGGAGACUCUGCAGAUGUUCGUCAGCUUGUGGGCAAUGGUACACCUCCAGACAAGCAGAAUAUCCACGGCAUAACGCCUUUGUGGAUCGCAUCUUCACGCGGGCACGAAGUAGUGGUCCAAGUUCUCCUGGCGACUCAUGCCAUUGCCGUUAAUGUACGGAGCGUAUCUGGUCGGACCCCAUUGUUCUGGGCCGCGGCAGAUGGCCACUCCGAAGUCGUGAAGAUGCUUUUGGAUCAUGGUGCUGAACAGACUUACACAGACAAGGACGGCAUAUCACCGCUCUCCCUCGCUCGUCUGCACCGUCGGGUAGACGUGAUAGACAUUCUUACUAGGUACAAUGCAUAG